This is a messenger RNA of Misgurnus anguillicaudatus (oriental weatherfish), 2644 nucleotides long. The record is from RefSeq and is a predicted model, not a curated record. Lineage: Eukaryota; Metazoa; Chordata; Actinopteri; Cypriniformes; Cobitidae.
AUGGACGAAACAACAGUGGAUGAAGACGCAGCAGCAGGUCCAUCUCGGGAAUGUGCUAACCCGUGGCCACACCUCGCAAGACUAUUUGAAUUUUCAGAAGAAAUUAAUGAUAGUUUUCGCUUCAAGUGUUUGCUGUGCUUACCGAAACAGAAUUUUAUCAACGCCUACAAGAAUUCAUCCUACAACUUGCGGAAGCAUGUUAAGAGAAGACAUGAGACACAUCUGGAGGAAUACUGUCGAAUUACUUCAACAGCCUGUAAGAGGCCAUCAGAAGGUGGAACAGGUUCCAAGACGAAACAACUGAAGCUGCUGGAGACCAAGCAGGUGUCUCAGAAGACGGUUGAUCGGGCUAUCCUCCGCUUCAUCGUUCAAGGUCUCCAGUCCUUCUCCCUGGUUGAGAAACCAUCCUUCCAAGACCUUAUUGUAGAAUUACAACCGAGUAGUACCGUCAUGUCCCGCACAACUGUGCGUCGCAAGAUUGAUUCAGCUACAUCUAAAAUGAAAGAAUGUCUCAAAAGCGAAAUGAAAAAGGCACCACACAUUGCCACCACUACUGAUUGUUGGACGGCCAGGAGAAGGAGCUUUAUAGGUGUAACAGCCCACUGGCUCGAUCCUUGCAGUUUUGAACGUCGUUCAGCUGCCCUUGCUUGCCGUCAACUAAGGGGCUCCCACACAUUCGAUGCCUUGGCAGCUGUUUUGACCGACAUUCAUGCGGAGUAUGAAAUAAGUCUAAAGGUUGUUAGAACUACAACAGACAACGGGUCGAAUUUCGUCAAAGCGUUCCGUGUCUUUGGUCAGCAGGACGAAAAUAACAACGAAGAGUUAAUUGCAGAAGGCACAAUCGAAGAAGAAGAAGUAGGAGAAGAUUGUGAUGCAUCUGAUGGUGAAGAGGAGGUGGAAUUCAUGGAUGUGGAAGCCAUUCUGGAGGAAGAUGAUGGGCUUCAGUAUCAGCUGCCAAAACAUCAUCGGUGUGCAUGCCAUUUACUAAAUUUGGUUUCCACAGUCGAUGUUGAUCGGGCUAAUAAGACAGAAGCUUACAAGAAGUUGUCCAGAUCAGCUUUUUCUAAAUGUCAGGCACUCUGGAAUAAAGCAUCAAGGUCUCCUCAAAAUGCAGAGCUUAUAGAGCAACACUGUAAGCUUCACUUGGUACAGCCUAAUUCAACUCGAUGGAACUCCUCUUUCAUGGCCGUGGAACGUGUGGUCAGAAUCAUUAGAGACCAAGGAGAGGGGUCUGUGAGAACGGUCUGUGCUGCACUCAAUGUUCCAAUGUACAGUCCGGCUGACAUAGCCUUUUUAGGGGAAUAUGUCACCACCAUGAGUCCAGUUGCGAAGUCUUUGAACAUACUACAAGGAGAAGUCAACAUUCAGAUGGGCUGGCUGCUCCCGACAAUCACCACCCUCACAACCAAGCUUGAAAAGACCAGACCGUCACUCAGAUUUUGCAAGCCACUUGUUGAUGCUCUUCUUGAAGGUUUGAGGAAGCGUUUUGAGAGCAUGAUGUCAGAGCCAGAGCUAAUUGCAGCAGCCAUUCUGGUUCCAAGGUUUAAAACCUCCUGGACCAGCAAUGACACAGUCCUACAGCUUGGCCUUAGUUACAUCAAGGAACAUCUGUCAGAACACAAUGAAGGUCUUCGGUCUCCUGAUACCACAUCAACCUCUUCUGAUGAAGAUGACUUCUUCACCAAUGUCAAGCAGACGCAUUCCCAUGAGAUAAGUAAACAACUUGAUGGAUACCUAGCCGCUACAGCUGAAGGAGUGAAUACACUGACCCCCUAUCCAGCUGUGCGUAACCUCUCACUAAAGCUCAACACAGCCCUGCCAGCUUCAGCUGCGUGUGAAAGGCUUUUUAGCGUAGCAGGUUUGCUUUUCACCCCAAGAAGGGGAUCAAUUCAUUCACAGAAUUUUGAGAACCAACUUCUCCUCAAGUUAAACAAGGACUUCAUGAUAUUUGAUUGAAUUGAAGUACACACACACACAAACACACACACACACACACACACACGCACGCACACACACACACACACCCAGAUGUCACACAUAGAUUGUGUCUGAAUGUGAGAAUGGUGUUAUUCAGCUGAAAGUUUUUUCUCCUGCCUUUCCUGUAUGUCAAUGUGAGAGGAAGGGGCUUAAUACUGCCAAUCAAAUGAGCAGAAUUUUUUUUUUGUAAGCUGAGCAUUUGCUUUGAUGUUCUUGAGUAAGCGGUCUGUUUUACACAGUCAAGUUCAAAGUGGGUGCAAAAAAAUCUAUUAAAACUUUAGCCGAAGUUUGUCGGAGCGUUGCCAUUGUUCUUUUGCCUUGUGUGCAAGUGAGAAAUGUUAAAUAAAGCAACAUGGUCAAAAGAUGAAAAUGACUUGAUUUUACUUUGAAUUCCUUUUACAUUCUACAAGGUAUUAACACUAAAAUGUUUCAUAACUCUAUGUAGGACGUUUCUGUACAUAAAUGUAAGCACUGUGGCAGUAGUAAUACAAUAUUUAGAAAAUUUACUCUUGUACUCUUUAUACUCAAGUACUUUUAAAAACAAGUACUUAUGUACUUUUACUUAAGUAGACAUCUGACUGUAGUACUUUUACUUGUACUUGAGUAAAAUUUAGCAAGGGGUACUUUUACUUUUACUCAAGUACUGAAGCUGUGUACUCUGUCCGCC